Psylliodes chrysocephalus is the source of this 3329-nucleotide messenger RNA. The record is from the annotation of a GenBank genome assembly. NCBI's taxonomy places the organism in Eukaryota, Metazoa, Arthropoda, Insecta, Coleoptera, Chrysomelidae.
AUUUCCAACUAUUACUUCUGUUCUACCUCAAAUCGUUGAUUGUGAGCGGAUCGUGAGCGUAGUGUGACCUGAACACUGAACACCCUAACACCUAACCGGUCUUAAUUCCUUCAGCGCUAUUUCGAAACAGACUAAUUUGAUGCGCCCUAAUUCGUGACAAAGCCAUAUUUGUUCGUGUCCGGAUAAAUGCCUUUUAAUGUUGUUAACAAUUUUAUUUGGUAUCCUGAUUUACUGAUUAUGAGAAAAAUUGUGUGUAACGCAAGCGUGUAAGUGUAAGAACAACUUAAGAAUCGAAUGUACUUUACUUUCACAUAAUCGUUUUCCAAAGAAUCGAUGUUUCAUAAUUAAUUUGUUUUUUUUUCUGGCAUAUAUGUCAUCGGUGUCAUCGACUGAUUAAUGGUUUUCUAUUUUUGUCAAAUUUUUACUACACAAUGGAUAAUAUAAUAUACAAUUAUACUACAUUAUAAUUGACAAUCUGUAAACUACCGAAAACGCAAAAUAUGUCGUUUCAACAACAAAGUACUAUUGGAGAUAUUUUACAUUUAAAUGUGGGUGGAAAGAGAUUUACAACUUCCAGACAAACCCUUUCUUUAAUCCCAGACACAUUUUUUACUGCUCUACUAAGUGGAAGAAUCUCUAGCCUAAAGGAUGAAAAGGGAGCAAUAUUUAUUGACAGAGACCCCAAAUUUUUUUCUGUGAUUUUAAAUUACCUACGUACAAGAGAAAUAGACUUACAAGGUAUAGAUAUACAUACUCUGAGACAUGAGGCUGAAUACUAUAACGUUGCUCCAUUGGUGAAAAGGCUUUUGUUAUGUGAAGAAUUAACUCAACCUACUUGUGGAGACGUUCUAUUCUAUGGCGCACUUCCUCCCCCUUGUAUUCCUGUACAAGAUCCAGGACAGAUAUUCCAGUCUACAGAAUCGAUUGCUAGAGUGGGCACUAGUCGACUUCCAGAGGGACAAGUAGAUCAUGGAGAAAAUAGUGAUACAAAUAAUGGAUCUAAUCAAAAUCACAACCAUCCAGCUUUACCAAAUAGACCACAUGGGCACUCAAGAAACUCUUCAUUGGAAUUAAGAUUGGGCGCAUCAGGUGGCUACAGCAGAAGUUCACAGGAUUUGCGAGGCUUAUCUGGUAGAUGUCAUUCUAGGGCAGCAUCAUUAGAUCUGAGACACACUAGAAAUUCUUCAGCUGAUCUGAAUAAGUUAAUAAGAAAUGAUGUUGGCUUGAUUUUUGGAGUGACUAGUACAUAUUGGGCUGAUCCUCUCAGAGUCCAGAUUAUAAAGGCUCAUCACAACUGGAUUGUGGUGGCUUAUGCACAUUUUGUUGUUUGUUAUAGAUUAAAAGAUUCCAGUGGUUGGCAGUUAGUAUUUACAAGUCCUUAUAUUGAAAGCCAAAUAGAACGGAUAGCAAUUAAUGCUAAGAUGGGUGCAUCAGAAACUUCAAAAAUGGUGGCUAUUUCAUAUGGCAGUCAAAUAAGAUUGUGGGGAAUUUCUGAUAUAGGUCAAAGAACUAAUGUUGGUAUUUUUAACUUAUAUGUAAGGGUUGAAUAUUUAUUUUUUAUUGGGAGUCAGUUAGUAGCACUGUCUCCUUCAGGAAAACUUGGUGUAUGGCAUGCUAUGACUCAACAAUGGCAGACACAAGAUGUUAUGCCUAUUGCAUCUUUUGAUACUGCAGGUUCCAUUUUAUUAUUAGGCUGCAACAAUGGUUGCAUUUAUUACAUAGAUAUGCAAAAGUUUCCUCUGAGAAUGAAGGAUAAUGAUCUAUUGGUAACUGAGCUAUACAGAGAUCCAAAUAAUGAACCUGUCACAUCAAUUUCAGUUUACCUUACCCCUAAAACUAACAUUUGUGGAAAUUGGAUUGAAAUAGCAUAUGGUACGACUUCUGGAGCUGUUAGAUUGAUAGUACAACAUCCUGAAACUGUUGGACAUGGACCACAGCUAUUUCAAACAUUUACUGUUCAUCAAAGUAAAGUAGUGAAAGUAACUUUAUCUGAGAAAUAUUUAGUGUCUGUAUGCUCCGAGUAUAACCAUGUUAGAAGUUGGAGAGUAACUAGAUUUAGAGGAAUGUUAUCCACUCAACCAGGAUCAACACCAGAAGCUUCCUUUAAAAUUAUAGCUCUGGAAACUAUAGAACCUUCUCCAACAAUCAAUUAUGGAGCAGCUGUUGAAUGUGGUCCAUUUGGAGAACAAGAUGAUGAACAAGUAUUUAUUCAGAAAGUAGUUCCAGAUUCUGAUCAAAUAUUUGUGAGACUAGCCAGUAAUGGCAAGAGAAUUUGUGUUAUAAAAUCGGUAGAUGGUAGCACAGUAACUGCAUUUUGUGUCCAUGAAUGUGAAGGUUCUAGUAGAAUGGGUUCUAGACCCAGAAGAUUUAUCUUCACUGGGCAUUCAAAUGGUUCCAUCCAAAUGUGGGAUCUUACAACUGCUUUAGAUCUUUCAUAUAAGACUGACAUAGAUCAAUCGCAUGGUGGUCCAACCACAGAUGAAUUGCUUUUGAUGUUGGACCAAUGUGAUAUUAGUAACAGCCUAAGUUCAACACCCUGUAUGUCUCCUUCUCCUUAUAUGGCUGCUGCCUUACGACUGAAAUCAAGUAAUGUAGCAUUUUUGAAUCAACAAUUACACCAGGACAACGAAAAGGCCACAAAUUCAUCUUGAUUACUAGAUUGAAUUGUUAAAAGUAAAACUAUUUUUAUAUUAUAUUUUUAACAUGUAGUUUAGUAAGUAUAUUUUGUCUUGCUUAUUGUUUUUUAUAAAAUGUAAGAUGAUUCAUUUUAAGCAAAGUUCCUUUUGUUAUAUUUGUUAAUGUUACUGCCAAGAACUGAAAAAUGCUUUAAAUAAGUAUAAAAUGCAUUUCUUGGUAACUACAAAGUGGGCUACAAAUGCAUGUAAUAUCAUGUUUGUAUAUUGUUUUUGUUUUUCAGUAUUAUAUUUACAGCACUGAAUUUUUUAAAUAAAUUUAUAUUUGUAUUUUUGAUUUACCUUUAUUUAGCAAGUACUUUUUUUGAUGUAAAACAUUUUUCUGUAUAUAUUUAUGUAUACAUAUUUAAUAUAAAGUUGCAGUUAUGUCACUAUCAAUUUAUGGUUAUGCUAGACAAGAAAAAUAAGUAGUGUACAUACACAGUAUUAGGAAUAACACCUACAAAAUUUUGUGAGUAGUUUCAGAGUACAAUUGUAAGAGAAUUUGCAUAAAGGUUUAAAAAUUCUCAGACUGGAUCUGACUGCCAAAGUAUCCUCUAAUAAAUUCACUCUUAUUCUAGCCAAAAAAUGGUUUUCAAAUAAAUCAUUAUACUUACCUGUAAGAAGUAAAAUUACAAUUUGAUUUUUAUAUCUUAG